AUGAGGACUCCCUUUCCAUUAAAAAAAAAUCAGGUAGCUAUCUUUUUGGAGUUUCUUUCUUCUCUCCCUCUCUUUUCUGCCUUUUGGCACCGCUUGAUUUUCUUUCACAAUCACUUACGCUGUCGCCAGCGCACAUGUUCGUCACCUGAGACGUUUUCUUGUUCGGAAAAUUUGUUCGCUAACCGAUUUGUUCGUGAUCAUAUGUUCGUAACCCGAGGUACUGUUCCAUUUCUUACCUACUUUUCUUUUCUUUUUCUCAUUUUUUCCUACAUAAAACAUCGUUUAUCCUACCUAAUGUUAUCUCUCUUUCUUUUAUUUUAUUCUAACAACUUUAAUUCUUACCCAACUCCUUUGUUUCCCCCCACCGUUCUUAACAAUAAAGCCAACCUCUCCAUCACCCAGAAACUCCAUCCGCCCGCUAUGCCUGCUUUCAUCCACAUCCUUUCAAUUGGUCCCUUAUCUUUCUUUUUUUUUCUUCUCCGCAUUCUUCCACUGAUUCGUUUCGCACAACGACCGCCAUCGCUGCCAUUUUCUCACUUCUCUCUUUCUUCUCCAUUUUCUUUGCGCCUCUCUUUUGAAUAUUGUGCGCAUUAA
Messenger RNA from Acanthosepion pharaonis, 594 nucleotides. The record is from the annotation of a GenBank genome assembly. NCBI's taxonomy places the organism in Eukaryota, Metazoa, Mollusca, Cephalopoda, Sepiida, Sepiidae.